Molecule: messenger RNA, 1039 nt
Organism: Rosa rugosa (rugosa rose)
Lineage: Eukaryota; Viridiplantae; Streptophyta; Magnoliopsida; Rosales; Rosaceae
Exons: 2
Coding region: 14-1027 (337 amino acids)
Source: RefSeq, a predicted model, not a curated record
CAGGCGUGAUUCUAUGUUGUUUCUGGAGCAGUUGGAGUGGCUCUGGGACACGGAUGGCCGGCGGCGAACCAUGGAGGCUCAGGAGGCAGUUUCGAUCUGGGUUCGGGUGGAGCUGGGUUCGAUCUGGGUUUGGGGAUGGACGGGGGUCUGCAGGUGUGAUUCUGUGUUGUUUCUGGGGCAGUUGGAGUGGCUCUGGGACACGGAUGGCCGGCGGCGAACCGUGGAAGCUCUACGGCAACUGGGGGCUGGGGGACGGUCGCUGCGAUCCCGAUCUGGUCGGUUCUGGAUCGGGUUUUGGGCACCGAUCGGGUUGAAGAAGGGCCUGCACAGUGUCGUGGUAAUACGGCGGUGCAGGGUUGCUGCGCGGCGGCGUCGGUCUACUCGGGGGCGGUCUGGUACCGGCGGUUGCAGAUCGAUGCUUGCUUGGUGGGCUUCCGCUUUGGGCCUCUGGGAGAGAUGGUGGAUGGGCCGGGCUUCGGCUGUUUGGCUUUGCUGCUGUUUUUUAUUUUAUGUUUGUUUUAUCUCUGUUUGUUGCUUUGUUUGUUUAGUUGUUUGCUGUUUGUGGGUUGCUUUGCGCAUGCUGCGCGAAAUAAGUCCCUGCAUUCGUUGUGUAGGGAUCGUUGGGCUUUUUGCCCGUGGGUGCACUCUUUGUGCCUUGUCUGCUCUAGGGUGGCGGCGAGUUCCUUGCUUUGUCAAAUGGUCGCUGCCUCCUAGUGGCAGGGUGAGACUUCUUGCCACUGGAUGGAGAUUCAAGUGGCAACAUGAUAGGAAAGUUGGUAGUAUGGAAAUUACGCUUUGCUGCAUUAAAGUUGCAGAUCGAGUAAUCUUUCCGUUGUGUCACCGCUGGGAAGCAAAUAGAACCGUCUGUCGUGCGUUCUUUGCUAGCUGGUGUGGAUUGGAGUACAAGUUUUUAGUUGAGUCGUCUCAUGAAUUUUUUUCUGGAUGUACUCUAGUUGCAUAUUGUAAUCUGGGGUUUAGGCACAAUGUCCCCCCCUUGUAUUCUCCGGUUUCAUUAAUGAAGGCUUGAGGGCAGCCGCAC